Molecule: messenger RNA, 1260 nt
Organism: Hordeum vulgare subsp. vulgare (domesticated barley)
Lineage: Eukaryota; Viridiplantae; Streptophyta; Magnoliopsida; Poales; Poaceae
Exons: 3
Coding region: 89-817 (242 amino acids)
Source: RefSeq, a predicted model, not a curated record
CGGUGCCGGACCGAAUGAGAUCGGGAGGAGCGCAACCACGUUUGCUCCCCAGCUCAAACCGUAACACCGACGCCCCCCCUCCCCCGCGAUGAUACCGCGCGUGCCGCCGUACCGCCGCCAACCGGCGCACCUCGUUCUCACCGACGCCGUUGCUGCGUGGCACCCCUUCCACAAGAAGCCCUGCCUCUCCGACCGCUCCACUGCCCCCCCCUCUGCUCACCACGCUGACGCAGCCGCCGUGGAAACCACGACUCCUCCCUCCGCAGCUGGUAGCGGAGGAUCAUUCCGGUUGCUUGGGCUCCGCAAGCGCCGGCGCCGCGGAGGAAUCUCGCGGUCGGUCUCAGGUCGCAGCAGCGACCGUCGGAGAUCCGGCACGUGCUCCGACUUCCAUGUAACGUGCGGUCCAGGUGGUGGCGGCGCAACGGACUCCAGCGGCGAGAUGUGGGCAUCGGAUGUUGGGGAGUUGCGGGCGAGAGACGUUCCUAUGGCGCUGGAGUUCGCAUCGGCACACGUUGGUCUGGCUGGAUCGGGGGCAGGUGGGACGGCCGCCGUGGUUGAGCUGGCAUCGGCUGAGUCCGGCUACGGCAGCGAGCCUGGCUACCGUGGAGAUGUUGAGCUUGGUUACGGGGAUGAGAUAGACGAAGAGGAGGAGGACGGGAGGCAGCAGUUGUUCUUCUGGGGCGGUGAGAUCGGAGAUUGCAUCACAGAUAUGGAUAAGAUGGUCAUUGUUGGUGAUAGUAAUUUUGGGGAGCAGAAGAGUCACCACCGUUGCAGACGCAAGAAGAAUGAUGUGAGGAUGUUGGAUGCUUUGAGAUGAAAAGGUUAAUGAGACAGAGGAUCAAGACGUAUACAAUUAGAAAGGAGAUGAUGAGCAUUAUAUACUACUCCCUGCGAUCCAACGUAAGUGUCGCGGUUAGGUUCAAUCUUAGUUCAAAAUAGCAACACUUAUUAUGAAUUGGACGAAGUAUCAUACCGAUACAUAUGCCACAACGUACUUGUACUCAGUUAAUCAUGUAUUGUGCACUAGAAGAUCUUGAAAAACAAUUUUGUGAACAAAAGUUAAGUAGUAACCUUAUAUUUGUAUGCAUAUUAGAAACAAGAUUUAUAAUCUUUAUUUCGAGUUGUAAAUAAAUUAUUUUAGCCAUCCAGUUUCGGUAUGAUCAUACAUUGAUGAAACUGAAAAUUCUUCUAGCCAUCCAGUUUCGGCAACGCGCGGGCAUUAAACUAGUCAAAAAUUAAAAUCAAUAAAUCAAAAAAAAA